This is a messenger RNA of Schistosoma intercalatum, 929 nucleotides long. The record is from the annotation of a GenBank genome assembly. Lineage: Eukaryota; Metazoa; Platyhelminthes; Trematoda; Strigeidida; Schistosomatidae.
AAGUCGAUAAGUGGACCUCCUGGAAGAAGACCGAUUCCUGAAAAUUCAGAUGACGAGAACGUUAUUCCCAGCGGUAGGCCUACGAUGAAACUGAACAGGAAUGGAGAAGUUGCAAAAUCGCACUUCUGAGGUACACAUUUCAAUGACAGAUACUGCCACAGAACCUUUCGGUCUCCAGAGUCAAAUGCUGCUUUCAAGUCAAGAAAGACCACGAUUGUCGGACGCCGAUAAGUAUGCCUGUGUUCUAGAACUUGACGAAUGGUGAAUAUGUGGUCGAUGCAGCCACGACCAGGUCUGAAGCCAGCUUGAUUCUCUCGUGUGUGCAGUUCACGAAUCUUAGUUAAGCGUCCGAUGAUUAUUGAGGCUAGUAUUUUAGGUGCUAUAUUAGUCAAACUAAUCCCUCUAUGGUUAUUACAGGAUGAUUUUGAUCCAUUCUUAUACAUUGGGACAAUCAGUGAUUGUGACCGGUCAGGUGGGAUUACGUCCAACUCUCAUAUUUUAGCUAAAAUAUUAGUCAACCUAAUCGCUAAAAUUGGACCACCAUCCUUAAAAACUUCUGGAACUAAUCCUUCUGGACCAGCUGCUUUUCUUCGUUUCAUAUUAACUAUAGCUUGCAUUGCCCACCACUGCUCACGGUCAUUCAUUAAACUUUUGGUUAACCUAGAUCUGAUUUGUUUUCGCUCAUUAUCGUGUUCAGAGCCUGAUGUGAUGAGUUUAGGAGGCACCAAAUACAUAUGCGCCACACAAAUCUCAUUCGAUGUGUGAGGGAUGUGUUACUGCCCGGGUGCCCAAACUGAAGCAGGUGGUUUCCUUAGGGGGCUACUUCCCGAGCCUUCGACCUGAAGGUCUGAUCCACAAGGAAGUGAAGCAUCGUAAGGAGAUGCAGUCCCAUGAAAACCGGUGAUCAACGAUUGGUUCAUACGCCAUUU